Cervus elaphus (red deer) is the source of this 3412-nucleotide messenger RNA. RefSeq names its product transmembrane serine protease 6 (gene TMPRSS6). Gene Ontology annotation, molecular function: serine-type endopeptidase activity; protein binding. Lineage: Eukaryota; Metazoa; Chordata; Mammalia; Artiodactyla; Cervidae. The record is from RefSeq and is a predicted model, not a curated record. Gene Ontology annotation, biological process: proteolysis. The transcript has 18 exons. Bases 355 to 2757 code for a protein of 800 amino acids.
CCCCACCCAGCAGGAAGCCCAUGGAGCCUGGGGCCACAGGCCACAGGGGACAAGGGCCAGACACCCCGGCCAUGGCUGUGGGUCAUUGAUCCCAGGCUGGCUGGGUGGGGGCGGGGAGACGUUGGCCUGGACAAACAGAGGCUCUGAGGCCUGUGUGCAGGCCUGGCACCCACCCGCCACUCCCAAAGGUAAGCGGGGACCUCCAAGACAGGAGAUCAGGACCUAGGAAUGAGCCGGUGACAGCGUCCACCUGGAGAGUCGGGCCUGGUUCCCUGGGGCAGCAGCCAACUGCUCUGCUCUGAGACCUGGUCUGCUGGGCCCCAUGGGCCAGAGAGUGACUGGGUGAGCCAAAGGAUGCCCACGGCCAAGGCCCCCGAAGCAGCUGGCGGGCAGGGCGAUGGAGGUGAUGGUGAAGAGGCAGAGCCGGAAGGGAUGUUCAAGGACCCCAAGGACACGAAGAGAAAAGUCCGAGGCUACCUCCGCCUGGCUCCCCUGUGGCUGGCUCUGGUCGCGUUGGCUUCAGUGGGGGUCCUGCUCUGGUAUUUCCUAGGGUACAAGGCAGAGGUGACGGUCAGCCAGGUGUACUCAGGCAGCCUCCGUGUGCUCAAUCGCCACUUCUCCCAGGACCUUGCCCGCCGGGAGUCCAGUGCCUUCCGCAGUGAAACUGCCAAAGCUCAGAAGAUGCUCAAGGAGCUCAUUGCCAGCACCCGCCUAGGUACUUACUACAACUCCAGUGCCGUCUACUCCUUUGGGGAGGGACCAUUCACCUGCUUCUUCUGGUUCAUCCUCCAAAUCCCGGAGCACCGCCGGCCAAUGCUGAGCCCCGACGUGGUGCGGGCCCUGCUGGCGGAGGAGCUUCUGUCCGCGGCCAACAGUUCGGUCCCCGCUCCCUACCGGACCGAGUACGAGGUGGACCCCGAGGGUCUGGUGAUCCUGGAAGCCAGCGUGAAAGACAUAGUUGCACUGAAUUCCACGCUGGGCUGCUACCGCUACAGCUACGUGGGCCAGGGCCAGGUCCUCCGGCUGAAGGGGCCCGACACCCUGGCCUCCAGCUGCCUGUGGCACCUUCAGGGCCCCCAGGAUCUCAUGCUCAAACUCCGGCUCGAGUGGAAGCUGGCCGACUGCCGGGACCGGCUGGCCAUGUAUGAUGUGGCGGGGCCUCUUGAGAGGAGGCUUAUCACCUCGGUCUAUGGCUGCAGUCGCCAGGAGCCCGUGGUGGAGGUCCUAGCAUCAGGCGCCAUCAUGGCAGUGGUCUGGAAGAAGGGCCUUCACAGCUACUACGACCCCUUCGUGCUCUCCGUGCAGCCUGUGACCUUCCAGGCCUGCGAGGUGAACCUGACCCUGGAGGGCCGGCUGGAGCCGCAGGGCGUCCUCAGCACACCGUACUUCCCCAGCUACUACUCACCCAGCACCCACUGCUCCUGGCACCUGACGGUGCCCUCUCUGGACUACGGCUUGGCCCUCUGGUUUGAUGCCUACGCAUUGCGGAGGCAGAAAUAUGACAUGCCAUGCACCCAGGGCCAGUGGACCAUCCAAAACAGAAGGCUGUGUGGCCUGCGCACCCUGCAGCCCUACGCUGAGAGGAUCCCCGUGGUGGCCAGCGCCGGCAUCACCAUCAACUUCACGUCCCAGAUCUCCCUCACUGGGCCCGGCGUGCAAGUGUUCUACAGCUUGUACAACCAGACAGACCCCUGCCCUGGAGAGUUUCUCUGCUCCGUGAAUGGACUGUGUGUGCCCGCCUGCGACGGGGUCAAGGACUGCCCCAACGGCCUGGAUGAGAGAAACUGCGUUUGCAGAGCCACAUUCCAGUGCCAAGAGGACAGCACGUGCAUUCCCCUGUCCAGGGUCUGUGACCGGCAGCCUGACUGUCUCAAUGGGAGUGACGAAGAGCAAUGCCAGGAAGGGGUGCCUUGUGGGACCUUCACCUUUCAGUGUGAGGACCGCAGCUGUGUGAAGAAGCCCAACCCAGAGUGUGACGGGCACCCCGACUGCAGGGACGGCUCGGACGAGCUGUUCUGCGACUGUGGCCUUCAGGGCCCCUCGGGCCGCAUCGUGGGCGGGGCCGUGUCCUCAGAGGGUGAGUGGCCGUGGCAGGCCAGCCUCCAGGUUCGAGGCCGACACAUCUGUGGGGGGACCCUCAUUGCGGACCGCUGGGUGAUCACCGCUGCCCACUGCUUCCAGGAGGAGAGCAUGGCAUCCCCGGCGCUGUGGACCGUGUUCCUGGGCAAAGUGUGGCAGAGCUCACGCUGGCCGGGCGAGGUGUCCUUCAAGGUGAGCCGUCUGCUCCUGCACCCGUACCACGAGGAGGACAGCCACGACUACGACGUGGCCCUGCUGCAGCUCGACCACCCCGUGGUGCGCUCGGCCGCCGUGCAUCCCGUCUGCCUGCCUGCCCGCUCCCACUUCUUCGAGCCGGGCCUGCACUGCUGGAUCACGGGCUGGGGUGCCCUGCGAGAAGGCGGCCCCACCAGCAACGGCCUGCAGAAGGUGGAUGUGCAGCUGAUCCCGCAGGACCUGUGCAGCGAGGCCUACCGCUACCAGGUGACGCCCCGCAUGCUGUGCGCCGGCUACCUCAAGGGCAAGAAGGACGCCUGCCAGGGUGACUCAGGUGGCCCGCUGGUGUGCAAGGAGCCCAGUGGCCGUUGGUUCCUGGCAGGGCUGGUCAGCUGGGGUCUGGGCUGCGGCCGGCCCAACUAUUUUGGCGUCUACACCCGCAUCACUGGUGUGAUCGGCUGGAUCCAGCAGGUGCUGACUUGAGGAGUUGGCCCCUGCAGAGCAGGGGCCUACCUCUUGGACUCAGAGAGCCCAGGGCACCCACCGGGGGGUCGAAAGCAAGUAUUCUGCAGGCAGCAGGGCCCGGAGGGGACAGGAGGUGGUGUCUUUCCCGUCCCCCAACCUGCUGCUUGAUGUCAGCCUCAGUGAGGGUCCAAGGAGGGAGGAGGGCCAUCCGCUGGUGGUCCAGACCACCCCUGAGGGCCUGGAAUGGUCACCAGUCCUGGAUGGGGGGUUCUCAUCCAGGCUGUCCCCUCCUGAUUCUCUCUUCUCCUCCCCGCUUCCUCCGCUGCUGACUUUGGGGGGAAGAGUUAAGCAGUGAUCCUGUGGCUGCCAGGUCCCCCCGCCACCGCCCCUGCCCCAGUGCAAAGGCUGUUAGGAUGGCAUCUUCUCCAGACAGCAGAUUCCAGUCUUUGAAGCCCUCAGCCUAACUUGAGUGGUGGAGGAGGAAGGUGCUCCCACAGGAAGGCCCCUCAGAGUCCUGGAGACAGCCAAGUGGGCCAGCCACCACUGCAAGCCAAAGGGUGGGGAGCCUGGGGUCCAGGGUCCUCCCAACCCCACCUGCCUCUUGGGACUUCACUGCCCAUUCUCACCAGGAGGUGAGCUCAGCUGCCCUGUGGAAUAAAGCUGUCUGACCCAA